Messenger RNA from Oncorhynchus gorbuscha (pink salmon), 3493 nucleotides. RefSeq names its product beta-carotene 15, 15-dioxygenase 2, like (gene bco2l). Gene Ontology annotation, biological process: carotene catabolic process; retinal metabolic process. Gene Ontology annotation, cellular component: mitochondrion. Lineage: Eukaryota; Metazoa; Chordata; Actinopteri; Salmoniformes; Salmonidae. The transcript has 14 exons. The record is from RefSeq and is a predicted model, not a curated record. Gene Ontology annotation, molecular function: beta-carotene 15,15'-dioxygenase activity; carotenoid dioxygenase activity. The coding region runs from base 290 to 2023 and encodes 577 amino acids.
AAGAAGAAGUCUUUGAUAUUAAUUACUAGUCCGCAGCUAGGAAUUCGGUAUCAUUGAACGCGAAGAACGACAACCUCCGAAACAUCCAUACUAUAACAAAACGAAUGAAUGUCACUCUGAACUAUCCACUAUAACCACAACCGAGAGAGAGCGGGCGAGAAGGACAAUUCUACAAAAGAAACAAACUUUUCACCCAGCGAUCAAGACGACACACUGAGCCAAACUCAGGCUCAACACUGCACCACCAGGCUCAACACUGCACCACCAGGCUCAACACUGCAGCUCAGCCAUGAGCAGCACCAAACAACUCAACAACAGGAGCGGAGGCAAUGCAUCCAAGAAGAAGUGCCCCUUGGCCAUGGGGCUGGAGGACAUUGCCCCCCUGGUGCGCACUGUUGAGGAGAUCCCUGAGCCCAUCACCACGGUGGUCAAGGGGAACAUCCCAUCCUGGAUCAAUGGAAGCUUCCUGCGGAAUGGGCCCGGAAAGUUUGAGUUCGGAAAAGACAACUUCAACCACUGGUUUGACGGAAUGGCCUUGAUGCACCGCUUCUACAUCCAUGACGGUGAGGUGACCUACAGCAGCCGCUUCCUGCGCAGCGACUCCUACGUGCAUAAUUCUGAGAAAGACCGCAUUGUGGUGUGUGAGUUUGGAACCAUGGCCAUGCCUGACCCCUGCAAGAACUUCUUUUCUCGAUUCUUAUCCCGCUUCAAGAUUCCCAAGGCCACAGACAAUGCCAGUGUGAACUUUGUGAAGUACAAGGGUGACUAUUACGUAAGCACGGAGACCAACUACAUGCGGCGGGUGGAUCCACAGAGCCUGGAGACCAAGGAGAAGGUGGACUGGUCUGAAUACAUUGCAGUAAACUCCGCCACAGCCCAUCCUCAUUAUGACCGUGAAGGGGCCUCGUACAACAUGGGCAACUCCUAUGGCAAGGGCGGCUUUUUCUACAACAUCAUCCGUGUGCCCCCGCCUGAGAAGGUAGCGGGGGAAGACAAGGCUGAUUUCAGUGGAGCUCAGGUCCUCUGUUCCAUCCCAGCCUCUGACUCCAGGAAACCAUCCUACUACCACAGCUUCGCCAUGUCAGAGAACUAUGUGGUGUUCAUAGAGCAGCCCAUCAAGCUGGACCUGCUCAAGUUUAUGCUGUUCAGGAUCCAGGGCAAGAGCUUCGACAAGGUCAUGACCUGGGAGCCACAGUAUGACACCAUCUUCCACGUGGUGCACAGACACACAGGCGAGCAAAGCAAGGUAAAGUACAGCGCCCCACCCAUGUUCACCCUUCACCAGAUCAACGCCUACGAGGACAAAGGGUUCCUUGUAAUGGACAUGUGCUGCGGGGACGAUGGGGAUGUCAUUGGAGACUUCACACUAGAGAACCUUCGAAGGGGUCCAGGGGAGGAGAUGGACAAGGAGACUGAAACGAUUUGGCAUGGGUCCCCAGAUCCUGAAAAAGCUGCACCAUCGAGAGAAUCCUGCCCGGGUUGCAUUACCAUCAGAAACCUUCCACGGAGAUACGUCCUACCCCUGACCGUAACUGAUGACACACCCAGUGACCAAAACCUUGUCACACUACCUUUCUGUCAUGCAACUGCGGUCAAGACUGGGUGUGGAAAGGUGCUUUGUACACACGAGGAACUCUAUGAUGAAGAGCUGUUCCAGUACGGUGGCCUAGAGUUCCCACAGAUCAACUAUGCCCAUUACAACGCGCGUCCUUACCGCUACUACUACGCAUGCGGCUUCGGACACCUGUUCAGCGACUCCCUGCUGAAGAUGGAUCUGGAGACCAAGAAACUUAAGGCAUGGCGUCACCCUGGUCUCUUCCCAUCUGAGCCUGUGUUUGUUCCUGCGCCCAACGCAACAGAGGAGGACGAUGGUGUGGUCAUGUCCAUCAUCAUCACACCCAGAACUGAGAAAAGCACGUUCCUGCUGGUUCUGGAUGCCAAGACUUUCACGGAGCUGGGCCGGGCAGAGGUUCCAGUCAACAUUCCAUUUGGAACUCAUGGAGUGUUCAAUGAGAUGCAAUGAAAAUGCUAACGUCACAACCCCCUCAGCAUUCUGCUUAUGAAAUGACUCCAUCCCUGGAUGUCUUUUCUGAUGCUGUUAAGAUAACAUCUCGAACUACUGCAGUACUCUUGGACCAUUUUUUGUACAGCCAGAGGAGGAAGGCCCUCUCCUCUGAGUCUUGUUCCUCUUGAGGCUAAGACUCUCGAGGUUUGUUCCUUCUAGGGAGUUUUCCCCCGCCGCUGUACUUCUGCUGCUUGCUAUUUGGGUUCUAGGCUCGGGUUCUAUAAUAAUAAUAACAAUAAUAAUGAAUAAUAAUAAUAAUGUAUGCCAUUUAGCAGACGCUUUUAUCCAAAGCGACUUACAGUCAUGUGUGCAUAUACAUUGGAUUUUUAUAGCACUAUGAAGUAUUUUGUACCAACUGCUAAGGUAGAAAGGCUUUAUAAAUACAUCUAAUUGAUUUAUUGAUAACACAGAACUGAGGAGAACCAGUUCCUCAGACCCUUUUAAAAUGUCAGUCUGUAGACACAUCUAUCUAUGUCAUAUCCUUAUCUAAAGGUGCCCUGCUUUGUAAAGUAAAUGUUGAUGUUGGUGACUGAUCUGGUGUUUUUUCAUGGACAUUAACUGUAGACCUUAAACUAAAACUUGGGACGGUUUUUCACUACUUUGGUAUUCACAAUCAGUGUCAAUAUUUGAUCAAAUAUUUCUGUGGCAACUAAUUUUCUCUACAGCAAAUUACAAGAAGUCAACUGAGGCUCUGAAGUGAAAUGAGUUUUACUUGUUUAAUUUCCGAUCUUCAAAGUGUUUCAUAACAUGUACGCAUUUGAAAUACUAUACUCCCAUAGCCGUGCAGUGCACUUACAAAACAUGAAAAUGCCUCCAGGAAAUGUAAUUUCAGUUUAAGUAAUGUGAUAUAAAAUGGACAUUGUCUAAAAUGCCAGUAAAACAAAUGGCUUUCAGCAUUCAAUAGCCACCACUGAGAGCCAAUGGAAGGUCACAUUGACAACUCAGAUUGCAUUUCAUCCCAUUGUCAUGGCCCACUGUAAGGGUGACUUACAAACACAUUCUUUUCAUAGACUGAAACAGAUUUAAUUGUUACAAUACAACUGUAGAAUGCAUUGCAAAUCUAUAUUAGUUUCUCAAUACUUUAUAAUUCUCAUUGUCAAUGUCAUAAUUUAGCUGCUAGCUGGAUCACUGAAGGGAAUGUAGUCCAGAGGGUUGCACACACAUUAGUGGGAGCAGGAAGACUGAAAGAGCAGUGGAAGUAGCAAACGGCUGCCUAUUUAAUCAUAUUUUCCAUUCAAGCCAGGUCUCCCUAGGUUACUUAUUAAUUACCCCAUAAUUCCUAAUCUAAUCAGUCAUGCUUAACUACUCUUUGUACUCAAAUAUUCAAAUUAAUUAGUGGUCUAUCCAAAGGGCAGGAACAUUGGUAUGAGGGGAGGCCGCCAGGGACCACCUGUAUCGACAUUUGAAUAAAUGUGGCACUAAUUUGCA